GUUAAACUGUUUAAAUAGUCACUUCCGCAUACUCUCAAGCCUGAGCUUUGUUUUGGGCAUUGAAACGGAUACCUGGAGUCUGCUAUUUGUAAGUUAUACGAGCUGCUUUGUUGUCGCACGGUAAAGUAUUAAACAAAUCUACCUGCAGGGACUGAACUCCGAUAGUCACGCCUUUUUUUAAUGUGUGUAUGCGACGCUUAACACCGAACCCCCGUCACCCUCAAGUGUUCCACUGGAUAUUUUCAAUGUCGUGUAAACUUCAGGGACCAGCCAGCACUGGGAAAAUGACGCCACCCAGUGUAAUGCUGCCCCCUCCUGGCCAGCCGGUAAAGUACCACUCGAGACUGAAUUAUGUCACCGGAGACCUGUUCUCGUGCCCCAAAGGCGAAGCUUUGGCCCACUGCAUCAGUGAAGACUGCCGCAUGGGGGCAGGCAUAGCAGUGAUGUUCAGGAAGAAGUUCAAAGGGGUGCCGGAGUUACAGGAGCAGAAAAAGGUUACAGGACAGUGUGCUGUACUCCAGAGAGAAGGACGUUUCAUCUACUAUCUGAUCACAAAGAAAAGGGCCAGCCAAAAACCCACCUAUCACAGCCUGAAAGAGAGCCUGAUGGACAUGAAGUCACACUGUGUAGAGAAUGGAGUAACAAGAAUAUCAGUGCCUCGUAUUGGCUGUGGCCUGGAUCGACUGGAGUGGGCAAAAGUGUCGGUGAUACUGGAAAGCGUCUUCAAACACACAGAUAUCUCCAUCACGGUCUACAGCCUUCCUCAGAGAGAAGAAACCACAGUGAUGAAGGACAACAUGCGCAGAUGAUGAAUGGAAACGUUUGUUUGUUGUAAUGUUUACUUUAUGCACUUUUUGUGGAUUAUAUUCCCACACUAUGAGACUUUUUUAAUUCUAUGAUUUAGAAUAAAUGAAACUUUUUUAACAUCAACUCUACCCACGUGACCUUCUGUAGGUUCUGUAGAUCCACAUCGAACGCCAUUCUGCUGUCCAUUUGUUGCCAGCUUUUUGUAAAUAACACUUCUUUGCCUGUGUAUUCUUCUGGUUUCUUGUCAGUCAGGUGAUGCUAAUGCCAUCUGUUCUUACAGUGACCUGCUUUCUUGAAACAUGGGUUGUAUUCAAGCUAUCUGAUUUGGACAUUUGUGUUCUUGCACAAAGUUUGUGCAGAUAAUGUCUCAGUAAGUUCAUGGCUGCAGUACAUGUGUAAAAUCACCGCUUUUCAACUAUUUGACAAGAUGGUGGCUGCUUCCAACACGUUAAUCUGGAUUAAACACUAAACAAAGACACAAAAAA
This is a messenger RNA of Stegastes partitus (bicolor damselfish), 1292 nucleotides long. RefSeq names its product O-acetyl-ADP-ribose deacetylase 1. Lineage: Eukaryota; Metazoa; Chordata; Actinopteri; Pomacentridae. The transcript is spliced from 5 exons. The coding region runs from base 189 to 809 and encodes 206 amino acids. Gene Ontology annotation, biological process: peptidyl-glutamate ADP-deribosylation. The record is from RefSeq and is a predicted model, not a curated record.